This is a messenger RNA of Triticum aestivum (bread wheat), 2230 nucleotides long. RefSeq names its product probable GTP diphosphokinase RSH3, chloroplastic. Gene Ontology annotation, cellular component: chloroplast. NCBI's taxonomy places the organism in Eukaryota, Viridiplantae, Streptophyta, Magnoliopsida, Poales, Poaceae. The transcript has 6 exons. Bases 148 to 1911 code for a protein of 587 amino acids. Gene Ontology annotation, biological process: guanosine tetraphosphate metabolic process. The record is from RefSeq and is a predicted model, not a curated record.
CCAGCACGCGCGAAGAGCCCAACGUCCCAACUAGAGCUCCCUUCCACGCCUCUUUCUCCAAUCUCCACCUCCCCACUCCCCCCUCUUCGACCGUCCCCUCCGCCGAACUCCAACUCACCGAGCCAGCCAGCACCACCACCAGGAGCCAUGCCGGCGGCGGUCGCCUGCUCCGUCAAGUGCCGCCCCCACCACCGCCUCUCGGCGCCGCAGCCCCCCGCCGCGCUGGACCUCCUCCCCCGCGCCCCGGCCUCCGCCGCCGGCGAGCUGCGGGCGACCCGGUGCCGGACCCCGCCCUCCCUCUCCUUCGCGCGCGCUUCCGACCAAGGGGAGGCGCGAAGCCCGCCGUCCGCGAGGCGAGCCCGCGCCGCCGUGGCGGGGUUCGAGGAAGUCGGCGCCGCUUCUUCCGCAGCCGCGGCGGCCCUGCUCGCCGGCGCGCAGUCGCGGCACGCCAUCUUCCGCGAAGAGCUCGUGAGAAAGGCCUACUACGCGGCCGAGGCGGCCCACCGCGGCCAGAUGCGCGCGAGCGGCGACCCUUACCUGCAGCACUGCGUGGAGACGGCGGCGCUGCUCGCGGAGCUCGGCGCAGGCCCUCCGGUUAUCGCGGCGGGGCUGUUGCACGACACGGUGGACGACGCAGGCCUGGAUUACGGCUCCAUCUCCGAGCAAUUCGGUGCUGGCGUUGCGGACCUCGUGAAGGGGGUUUCUAAUCUAAGUCAUUUGAGCAAACUGGCUCGUAGAAACGAUACAGCGAGCAGAACUGAUGAAGCUGACAGAUUGCGUACAGUCUUCCUUGCAAUGGAGGAUGCGAGAGCAGUGCUUAUCAAACUUGCUGAUAGGCUACACAAUAUGAGGACGUUGGAUUCAUUGCCCAAGAUCAAACAGCAGUGCUUUGCAAAGGAAACGCUGGAGAUAUUUGCUCCAUUGGCGAAUCAAUUGGGGAUCUUGAACUGGAAGGAGCAGCUUGAAAAUCUGUGUUUCAAGCAUCUUUACCCAGAGCAAUAUGAGGAACUGUCAUCCAACCUUCAUGAGUUUUACAACAGAGAUAUGAUUGCAGCUGCAAUAAGGCGAUUGGAACAGGCCCUUCAGGUGAGAGGGCUAUCCUAUCGUUCCAUAUCAGGGAGGCACAAGAGCAUAUACAGCAUCUACAGCAAGAUGACAAGGAAAAAACUGGACAUGGAUGAAAUCUAUGAUGUACAUGGAGUGCGUGUGAUACUCGAGAAUAAAGCUGAUUGCUUCACCACAUUAGAAGUUGUCCAUCACUUGUGGCCUAGAAUUCCUGGGAAGUUUAAAGACUAUGUCAGCAGCCCCAAAUCUAAUGGGUACCAAUCGCUGCACACGGUUGUUCUCAGUGAAGAAACACUCCCAUUAGAGAUCCAAAUUCGUACUGCGGACAUGCACUUGCAGGCAGAGUUUGGAAUCGCUGCACAUUGGAGGUACAAGGAAGGCGAACGUAACUGCUCUUCAUCUCUGCCUGAAAUGGUUGAAUGGGUUAGAUGUGUUGUUACAUGGCAGUGUGAAACUCUGCACACAGAUCACCCUUCGCCUCCUGGACUUGGUUCUUCCCCAAGGGCAACAUGCACUUUCCCUUCUGACUCUGAUGGCUGUCCUUUUUCCUAUUCAAAACAAUGUGACCACACUGGACCAAUCCUAGUAAUACUUCUGGAGAAUGAAAAGAUGUCAGUGCAAGAACUCCCACAAAAUUCGAAAAUACUGGACCUACUGAAGAGGGCUUCUAGCUACGACAUGCAGUUGAGCCUAAGGCUCAACAGUCAUGCUGUGCACAACCUGCACCAGGAGCUGAAGAUGGGCGACGUGCUGGAGCUGAUCCCUUCAACUCCUUGCAAAUCAGGAGGCUACAUGAGGGAGCUCAACCAAAUGUCUGAUCACCGUCUCGCGGUUUCGCAGUCUUGACAGCCGUAGACCAGCAGAUCUUGUGAAUACAUAUAUGACAGCUCAGCUAAAUCGUCUGAAGUUUAGGUGACCGCACUGACAGAAUCAUAACAGAUGUUGUAGCAUUUGGUGUAUAUUUGUUGAUAACUUUGUUCAAGUAGAACAAAAGAAGUUAACCUGUAAAUAGUACGUACGUGAUACAGAGUUCAAGCUCGGGAAUUGUUCUUAGUUUUAGAACACCUAUCGAGAAAAUAGAACAUGGUUAGGAUAAGUGAUUUCAGUUCUCUACUUGUUCAGAUAUUGGCUAUGAAUUUGCAAUUACAUGUGAAUAUUUUUUUUU